This is a messenger RNA of Agrilus planipennis (emerald ash borer), 1716 nucleotides long. RefSeq lists its product as uncharacterized. The transcript is spliced from 5 exons. The coding region runs from base 200 to 1495 and encodes 431 amino acids. Lineage: Eukaryota; Metazoa; Arthropoda; Insecta; Coleoptera; Buprestidae. The record is from RefSeq and is a predicted model, not a curated record.
AAGUAAACUUUCAUUUCACGUUUCACGAGCUGCAAAGUGAACAGUUGUGCGAGAAUGUUGCUGCGACGAUAGUAACAAAAAACACUUGUAAACUUUAAAUAAUAGUAACAUGUGAAAGUUUAUUUUUUUUUCUGUUCGUUUUGUUAGUUCGUUUUAAUUACAUAUCGUGCAAGUAACUUUUGUACCUAAAGUGACAAACAUGGGCGUUACAAAUCACAGGAAGUUUUCAAUUGAAAACACCCACGUAUUAGCACAAUUUUUACUUCUGGUUAUUUUUGCCAAUAACCAAUGGGUGGCAAGUCAACUUGUAGACACAGAUUUCGCCCCGCAAGUAUCGGCCACGUGUAAGGCCGGACAUAUGAACAUACGAGUGAGAUUCAACAAUUCCUUUUACGGAGCCAUACACGCCAGGGAUUACCGAACGCCAGCCUGCAUGACCAAUGGGGACGGUGGUGAGCUGGUGACGUUGGAUAUCAAUCUUCUUGCCGCCCAGGGAUCGCCUGAUUAUUGUGGAUUGAUUAUCAAUAACAAAACAGAAGAAAGGUCAGUUCCGAUCGCCGUUAGAAUACACAAGACGUUAGAAUUAGCCGACGACAAAUUCUACGUGAUUACGUGCGGCAAGGCCGGUUUUCGUAAUGCGAAAAACGAAACUUCGCUAGUGUCUCUCAGGCUAAUCGAGGACGAGAAAAAAGUCAUCCAAACGGUUUACGGCCGCCCAUACACUCUACGGGCGGAAAUAUCGAAACCGGACGGCACCUACGGAUUCAAAGUCCGGUCCUGCUUUGCAUUCGAUAAAUUGAACAGUAGCGUGCCUCUGAUCGAUGACAAGGGAUGCCCGAUUAACAGGGACGUCAUCGGGCCCUUCAGUUAUGACGAGGCCAAAGGGGAAGCAAACGCACAACUUACUUCGAUGUUCAAGUUCCCUAAUAGUUCGGAAGUUCACUUUCAGUGUGACAUAGUUCUUUGCAAGGGCCGUUGCUCUCCGUCUUCCUGCGACUCUUCUUCCGUAGCUGUCAAAGGUGCUGACAACGAGGAAGGCGUCGUGAUGGCUGCAACAAGUGUGUUCGUCCUCGAUCCUUCGGAAGCCUUCUUGGCGUCCCAGGAAGUGUGCGAAGAAAAGAUCCAUCCUUCCUGGCUCCUGUGGCUGUGUAUUGCUUUAGGUGUAUUAUUACUUAUUAUGCUCCUUAUUAACAUCUUCCUGUGCUCAGCGAUGACUUGCGCGUGCGCAAGGACAGAAAUAAUCGAGAAGGAACCGAGCAUGAUCGAAGACUACGAUCCUUACAGGUCCUGGCACGGAAGUCAGUACGGAUCAAGGUACUCCCUAAAUGGGGCACCCCAACACCCCAAAGGUUACACGUCCGGGGGUUCAACAAUGAACUCCACGAGAUCUAUAUCGUCUCACAGCGAUCACUACGCAAUCGUCCAUUCUCGUCCAGCUAGUCGUUACAAACAUGGACCACCGUCGCAUAUUGGGAGCCAUUACAGUGGAAAAUAAGUUUCUGUUUGACCUAUUUUUUAUUUUUUUUUUAUUACUUAAUCAAUUAAUUAAAUUUACCUUCGCCAAUUGGUUAUAAUCUCGCCUGAAAUUGCUUAAGAUUUACGCGGCUAAUGACGACGCAUUUUUUUUUUUUAUUGCCAUCACCACCGUAACUUUCUCCGUUUCUCUUAUUAUCCGCCUUUCUCCGAAUAUAGUCAUUUAUUUACGGUAAGAUCAAC